AUGGUAAGUUGUGCCACCUUAUGCAUCGACAAGGCACACACUACGACAGCAUCCAACGACGACGACCACCGACAUGCACGCAUCAGCACCCAGUCUGACCUUCCAGCGCCACAGACCGACAGCAUUUUCAUUCAAGGUCCCGCAGCAUGCCAACCGUUGCCACAUCAGUCAGAACAGCACCCAUCAGAUAAUGCACAAGCAGCCCGCCGUAGCGGUAUUGAUAUCGCCAAGAAGCACGUCAAGAACGGUCAGCGUACUGCUCCUAAGAGCCAGGACCCUUAUCUCCUGCUCUUGGUCAAGCUCUACCGCUUCCUCGCCCGCCGAACCGACUCUCGAUUCAACAAGGCCAUCCUCCGACGCCUUUACAUGUCCAAGAUCAACCAGCCCCCUGUCUCGGUCUCCCGUGUCAUCUACUUGACCAAGUCUCAGGGUGGUGUUGCCGCUUCUGCUUCCGAGACUCCGAAGACCGUUGUUGUUGUUGGAACCAUCACCGAUGACAACCGAGUUCUCGAGCUUCCCAAGCUUUCCGUUGCUGCUCUUCGUUUCACCAACACUGCCCGUGCCCGUAUCGAGGCUGCUGGCGGUGAGUGCCUCACCUUGGACCAGCUCGCUACCCGUGCUCCUACCGGUAGCAACACGGUCUUGAUCCGUGGUCAGAAGACCGCACGUGAGGCUGUCAAGCACUUCGGUUUCGGCCCUCACAAAAACAAGAAGCCUUACAUCCGAUCCAAGGGUCGCAAGUUCGAAAAGGCUCGUGGUCGUCGUGCCUCGCGCGGUUUCAAGGUGUAA
Ustilago hordei is the source of this 789-nucleotide messenger RNA. RefSeq names its product putative 60S ribosomal protein L18. NCBI's taxonomy places the organism in Eukaryota, Fungi, Basidiomycota, Ustilaginomycetes, Ustilaginales, Ustilaginaceae. The record is from RefSeq and is a predicted model, not a curated record. Gene Ontology annotation, cellular component: cytosolic large ribosomal subunit; ribosome. Gene Ontology annotation, molecular function: RNA binding; structural constituent of ribosome. The transcript has 3 exons. The coding region runs from base 1 to 789 and encodes 262 amino acids. Gene Ontology annotation, biological process: translation.